AAGAAAAAGGCGCGAACAACGUUCACUGGACGUCAAAUAUUUGAACUUGAAAAACAAUUUGAACAGAAGAAAUAUCUGUCGUCUGCCGAGCGAGCUGAUAUGGCCAAUUUACUCAAUGUCACAGAAACACAGGUGAAGAUUUGGUUUCAAAACAGACGAACAAAAUGGAAGAAACACGAA
Molecule: messenger RNA, 180 nt
Organism: Lottia gigantea (owl limpet)
Lineage: Eukaryota; Metazoa; Mollusca; Gastropoda; Lottiidae
Exons: 2
Biological process (GO): cell differentiation; regulation of transcription by RNA polymerase II
Cellular component (GO): nucleus
Molecular function (GO): DNA-binding transcription factor activity, RNA polymerase II-specific; RNA polymerase II cis-regulatory region sequence-specific DNA binding
Source: RefSeq, a predicted model, not a curated record